Messenger RNA from Knipowitschia caucasica, 1182 nucleotides. NCBI's taxonomy places the organism in Eukaryota, Metazoa, Chordata, Actinopteri, Gobiiformes, Gobiidae. The record is from the annotation of a GenBank genome assembly.
AUGUACUCCCAGGUGUUGUCGGAUGUGCGCAGAGUGGUUGGAGAUGAUGUCUACUCCCCUGAGGAUCCAAAGGAGCUCUGUGGUCGGCUCUUCUUCACUUGCUACAUGUCCAGUGAGAACUCUUCCUCUGAGACCAGGGCUCGGGCUCAGGAGCUGGCCUCACAGAUUGGCAGCACACAUUUGAACAUCAACAUCGACCUGGCGGUGAAAGGCAUUUUGAGCAUUUUCUCCGCUGUCACUGGAAUGUUCCCAAAGUUUCGUGCAAAUGGAGGAAGUCACAGAGAAAACCUGGCCCUUCAGAAUGUCCAGGCGAGGGUCCGGAUGGUCUUGUCGUACUUGUUCGCGCAGUUGUGUCUUUGGGCUCGUGGGAAACCUGGAGGACUGCUGGUGCUUGGCUCUGCAAACGUAGACGAAAGCCUGACUGGAUACUUCACUAAGUACGACUGUUCGAGUGCAGACAUCAACCCGAUUGGAGGCAUCAGUAAAACAGACCUCAAGAGUUUUCUGUCGUACUGUGUGGACAAGUUCCAGCUUACAGCUCUGAAAAGCAUCCUCUUGGCGCCCCCUACAGCUGAACUCGAGCCACUGACAGAUGGACAGGUGUCACAGACUGAUGAGGCCGAUAUGGGGAUGACAUACUCGGAGUUGUCUGUGAUUGGUCGACUCCGAAAGAUUUCAAAGUGUGGUCCUUUCAGUAUGUUCUGUAAACUCAUCCACAUGUGGAGGAACACACUGUCACCAGCAGAGGUGGCUGAGAAGGUGAAACGGUUUUUCAGGAUGUAUUCCAUAAAUCGGCACAAGAUGGCGACGAUGACACCCUCCUACCACGCGGAGGUCUACAGCCCUGAUGACAACCGCUUCGACCUGAGGCAGAUUGUCUACAACACACGCUGGAGCUGGCAGUUCAGGGCCAUCGAGCACCAGGUGUCUCAGUCUCUGGUCCGUGCACAUAAACGGGAAGAUGAACUGGAGUGCAGCGCUCUGAUCUCUUGGGACACGGGCAGGCACUCUUUACUGCAGACGCAAUCCUGUUCUAGUACUGGCUUUGUAUGUGCGCGUCUCGGGCCUCUGUGGCUCCUAGUGGCUUGUACGCGGGAUCCUUGGAGUGCUGCAUCUCUGCGCGGGUCUCCCCUUCUGGAACCUGGAGAAACGCACCACCCUCACUGCUACCACAGACUAUAA